Bemisia tabaci is the source of this 2927-nucleotide messenger RNA. RefSeq lists its product as uncharacterized. The record is from RefSeq and is a predicted model, not a curated record. Lineage: Eukaryota; Metazoa; Arthropoda; Insecta; Hemiptera; Aleyrodidae. Gene Ontology annotation, molecular function: RNA binding.
UUUUGUUUAUGAUAUUUGCGCGUCUUCUGAUAUCCGAUUAUCAAGUUCGAAAUGCCGUGAAUGCCGCACGAAUUUCUUACCGAAGAUUUAACCCUUUUUCCGAUUACAUUUUAUUGUUCAAUCGACUAAAGUUCUUUCUCACCGAAUGAGACCAGCUAUUACACGUCCAAGCAGUCUGAAUUAUUUUAACCCCUGAAUCUCCUCAUAAUGGCACCCUACGGUGGUGGUGAUGAUGACAGGGACGAUUAUGAGAGUCGUGGCCCAAGAGGAACAAGAGUGUAUGUCGGUGGACUGAGUGAUGUCGUCAAGAAAGACGAUCUCCAAGCUGAAUUUGAAAAAUUCGGGAAACUCAACAGCGUUUGGGUCGCUUUCAACCCACCUGGUUUUGCCUUUGUUGAAUUCGCAGAACGCACCGAUGCUGAGGCUGCUUGUGACAGUAUGAACGACUACGAUCUAAUGGGCUCCAAGCUCCGAGUCGAAAUCUCCCGAGGCCGAGGUAGGGGACGUGGUGGUGGCCGAGGUGGACCACGCGGUAGAGGAGACUUCAGAGACAGCCGCGGAGGUGGAGGCUUCCGAGGUUCUCGAGGUGGUGGCUUCCGUGGAGGCCGCGACAGCUUCGGAAGCAGAGGUGGUGGCCGAGGUGGCGGUCGCUACGGAGAUGACUACGAAGACAGAAGAGGCUCUUCCAGCUUCCGAGGAGGAAGAGACUCAAGAGAUUCCUAUGGUUCAGGAGGAAGGAGUUAUGGAGGAGGUGGCGGUGGAUACCGAGGCGGCAAAGAUUCGUCCAGGUUCCGAUCUCGCUCACCCGUCGGCCGCGGAAGCUCCGGGCGUGACUCCUACGGCGGAAACAGUUAUGGAGGCGACGGUGGUUUUGGCCGAUCAAGUUCUUACUCACGCAGCGGCUACGGCGGUGGUGCCCCAUAUUAAAAGACACCAGUUUACAGUAUUACGUAAGUCUUCGCCGCAAUGACGCUGAGAUGUUUCAGCCAUGCUUCAGCCCUCACGAAAACUCAUUAGGCAGUCGUCGUACAUCGUAUCAGAAAAUCUCUCAUUUCUUGUGAGGCUGGCUACAAUAUUUUUAAACUAUUUUAAGCUUAACUUAGGUUCCUUUCUGAAUCGCCCUCAAUGAUUUUAUUUGCUAGUUUUCAACUGCUUCUCUCAUUUUUAUGACAAAAUGUUCUCGCACUAUUAACACUGGAAAGUCAUUUUGCUAAUGAUUACCAACUUCUUUUGACUGACAAAUCUCUCCUGAUUAAUGAAGAAGAGAUUCAUUUGCCGGAAUGAAUUAAAGAAAAUAUGUCUCCCAAUUGCUCUGUGUCUUCCCCUACCUAGUUGUGAUAUCGUCAGUCUAAAGUUGUCGUUAAUUAUUCGUGAAGUGAUCCUCCCAUUUUUUGUGUAUCUUAGCUGUACUUAACCUUCACCAAGGCUCAGAGUUAAAAGACUCACUCAGCACUGAUGUAACCUCUGGUGACAUAUUCAUGUUCACCAUUUUCCUCUCCAGUGUACUCAUGGAAUUUAUCUAAGAGAAUUUUGAAGAAGAGACUGUUAGCACUGAAACAUAGUCAGGAUGUUCCCUCCUGGACCUCUUUUUUUUUACUCAAUAUUUAUACCUCAUGUACUCUCUGAAUGUUUUUGUUCCCUAGUAUUCACGGUUUCCGAGUCCAGCUGACCUGGUUCAUUAUCCUCUAUCAUCCACAUUUUGUACGUUCAUCAUUGGUUUAAUUUCUUUUUAUUUUCUUCUCAGUAGUUGAUGUAUUGUAUCAAAUUCUUUUUUUCCUUCUAUCCCUGUAACAGAUUAAUGAUAGCCUGAGGGAAACACAAGCCCAGUGGUAUUAGCUUCUGUCUUAGUCAUUACUCAUUUGCAAGGAGCUUAAAUGACUUGUGCCAACCGUGUGUUUAGUUUAUUAAGGAUAUCGCAUUAUGACUGCAACAUGGAAUCUUCAGUUUUGUCAUUGAUAGUAUUUAAAAGCAUCUUCAAGCAAAUUACUCAAACAGUUGCGGCCAAUGAAUGUUGGUAACUAAAUCAUUUUGCAAUGUCCUGGAUAUCAUGGUGCAUACCUCAUGCUUUAAUUCUAUCCUUCUUGGGUUGAUUUUUGAGAUGUUUUGUGAUGUCUCCUUCCUUAAAUCUUGCCUUUGAUUUUUGUCAAAUUUUGACUCCAAGAGAUCUUCGGUAGCCGCCUGAUAAGCCUCCAUAACUAUCAAGUGACUUUUUGGCAUGGUAUCAUUCUAGAUAUUUCCAGCAACUGUUAAUUCUGCACUAUCGUCCCGGUCCUGAAGUUUUGGACUCUGGUAUGUUUCAAAAAAAUUCAAAACUCUUUUCAGGAACUCUUAAUAACACGUUUUUCAUUUUCUCAUGCAAUUUUUGUUUCAAAAUUUUGCCCUCUAUUGUAACUUGAGUGUUACUGUUGGAUCUUGGUGGUUGCCAUCUAGCUGGGAAAAUAUAAUGUUCCAUCGCAAUUUGAAUUUAUCAAAUGAGGUAUCUAGAAUGCUAUCGAUUUAGUUGUGGACAGAUGCUAGGAGGUUUAUUAAUUUCUCAAAGAUAAACUUUAAUUCACGCAGCGCUGACUCAAGACCCAAGAAGUUUCAUUUUUUAGUGGUUGUCACUUAAUUUUUGCAAUGAGAUUAUAUUAUUCAUAAGUCAAUAAGUUUUUUGUUGACAAUAAGAAUGUGAAUAUUUAUCAAUUCUGAGAGCCAUCAAGAGAAUGCAAUGUUUCUAUUUUCUCAAAAUUUCGUCUCUCAUGACGUUCAAACUUUUUUCACUGGCUAGACAAAUACAUGUAGACUCUUAUACCUAUUUAUUUUUUCCUUAUGUAGUCUUUGUUCUGUUUCCUAAGUUUUUUUUACCGUUUUUAUAAUUGAAUUAAAACAUUCUUUGAUUGUAGAAAAAUUUGACCUCUCUUCUCAAUAAUAAAACCAUCCAUUUACAA